Messenger RNA from Volvox carteri f. nagariensis, 1533 nucleotides. It is a transcript of the gene vmp10, whose product is annotated as metalloproteinase, extracellular matrix glycoprotein VMP10. The record is from RefSeq and is a predicted model, not a curated record. The transcript is spliced from 4 exons. NCBI's taxonomy places the organism in Eukaryota, Viridiplantae, Chlorophyta, Chlorophyceae, Chlamydomonadales, Volvocaceae. The annotation marks the transcript as partial.
GAUAUCACGCCGGUGGAACCUGUCCAGUUGUCUGGAGAGCUCAUGUUCAUUGAUACACAUGAGGUGGACCAGCAGUGGGUCCUUCGUAACAUUGACGGCUCCUUGACUCCCAUCGCCGUUGGUUACGAGCCCCCCAAGACUGAUUCGUUCGGCCGGACAGUGUUGCCAGGCGCAGUGGUGAUCAUAACCUGCUACAUUACCCCAUUCGGCGUAUGCAAUCCGGUCAGCUCGGAUAGCACCUUUGUCGUGUCUCCCCUGCCGGCUCUCCCGCCUGAAGCGAGCAUAGUCUACCAGCGACUGCUUGUGGUCAUCCUGGACUACUCCGCUUGCGGAUUCCCGGCUUCACUCACGGAAGCCGCCGCACGCUCCAUUUUCCUGGGGCCCAACGGUGAUGGCACCGGCGGCGUCGCGCAAAAGUACACGCAAUGCUCGUACGGCAAGUUCAACCUGAACGCCACGGCGUUCCGCGCGAUUACUGUACGGCCGAAUUGUACGAAUUCGGCCGUGGCGGCAUGUAGCUGGUGGACGAUUUCGCAGGACGGUGAUGACGGAGCCAGGACGCUUAUGGGCAUUACACCAUUUUCGUCCAUGACCCAUUUCGCGUACGUCGUUCCUCCGGGCAUGAUGAAUCUGUGCCCCUGGGCUGGGCUUGCACUGCUGCCAGGGCGGCAGAUCUGGCUACAGACAUCUGGGUACGGCGUAAACCGCUGGGCCACGAUCAUGCAGGAGUCUAUUCACAACUACGGUCUGUGGCAUUCCUGGCAAAACGGCUGGGAGUACGAGGACUACUCGACCGCCAUGGGCCGUGGAGAUGUCUGCCCCAACGCCGCCGAGAUCUCUCGCCUGGGCUGGUCAUCUCCCGCGCCAGGCGGCGAUGCCAUUGACUCCCAAAGGCUACCCGCCAACACGGCGCUGACGUUCAACAUUCCUGCCACCUACCUCACUCCAGUAGGCAACUUCUUGAGGAUCAUGCCAGACUGGCUGCCCACGUAUUCCAACAUCUCCCUGGGGAAGAACCUGUACAUCGCCGUACGUGUGAACAAGGGCGGUGACACGAGCUUGUCGAGCUUCUAUGCCAACAAAGUGAACGUCCACGAAGUUAACGCGACCAUGGAUAACGGCUACCCGAGCUACUGGAUUUACACCGACCGCAAGAUUUCUUUCCUCGCAACCGUAGCAUCGCAAAGUCAGGCGAACCUCACAAACUACAGACUGGUAGUGUACGGUGGAUCUUGGGUCGGGAAUGACACGCUCAAGGUGCACAUCUGCCGCUACAGUACCUCCCCCGCAGAUUGCCCCUCCCUGGCCUUCCUUGAGGCGCGUCCGUCACCACCGCCCGCCCCGCCGCCGCCGAGUGCGCCGCCGCCAAAACCACCGCCGCCGCUACCGCCGCCGCCACCACCGCCGCCGCCACCACGGCCGCCCCCCAGCCCACGGCCGCCGCCGAGGCCACGGCCGCCACCCAGGCCGCCAUCACCCAGACCUCCUCCCAAGCCUCCCUCACCGCAGCCGAGCCCCCGUCCGCCUCCUCCU